UCCAUCCCGGUCCCAAUUUGGACUACAGUACACAAUUUGAACGUGAAAUAUUAUUUUACAGCCGCUGGCUUUGCUUUGCAUGCAGUCUAGCCCGCCUACAACUCGAACGCGGCAUUGAUAUUGACACUAUAUCGUUUUAAAGCUGCUGAUUGCAGCCUUUCCAGGUAGGGAGAUGGUCCCAGGCUGCAGUCCUAGAGAGCCGCUGCUGCCAGUCAGUGUGCGCAGGACAGAGGUAGAGAGACCAAGGGUGUGACUCGGUGGAAGACAGCUCCGUCAGAAGGAAAGCCUUCAGAGAAGGAAGACACUCUGCACUGGCUCAGAGGCACUGCUUUAUCAUCACCCUUAACUGCUGUCACUGGGAAAAGCAUAAGAAACAAAAGGCCUGCGCCCCGAGGAGCUUGCUAAACCCGGCAUCGGUUUCAACACCCUCCCCGUGCGCGUCAUUCAUGACUCCUGGCGGGCGGCGGUGGGGCGGUCCGAUCCAUUCCUCCCUCCCUCGAGGGGGCGGGCUCGGCCAGUCAGCUGACUUCGCUGCAUCAGCAGAGGCGGGGGCGGGAACGUAUGCAGGGCUCAGCCGGCGGCGCAAGGGAGGAGUUGCGGCCGGGUCGACCUGAAACAACAAAGCCGCGCUCCAGAUCGCCGGGAAGAGGAGUCGGUCCGGUUUGUGAGCUAUGCGGCCCCGUGGCGAGUCAAUAUUACCUGGCUUGUAAAACUGGGAUUAUGGACCAGGCACUAUCAGUCUACUUCCUUCUAGGAUGGCUGGGAGGAGACUCUUUAAACCUGAUUGGAUCUUUCUUAGCUGACCAGCUACCACUACAGGUAUACACGGCCAUUUAUUAUGUACUGGCAGACUUGCUUAUGAUCUCUUUCUACCUCUACUACAAAAUCAAGAACCAGAACAGAAGCUUUUCUGCUUCAAUCAACACCAUUUUUGUGUUCCUUUUUGUGGGAACGGUGUCAGUGACCUCUUUUCUGGGAGGACCCACCUCUCGCCUCGGGGAUGGAACUUCGGCAUUCAAAGGGAGGACGCUGCUCUCUUCCGCAGAAGAUCAACCUUGGUCUGGAUGGGAGCCUUUCACCAAGAGGGAAAUUGUCGGUUUUGUUGUCGGAUCCAUUUCAUCGCUGCUCUACCUGCUCUCCCGGGUCCCCCAGAUCUACACAAACUUCAAGAGGAAAUCGACCAGCGGCAUCUCUUACUCCCUCUUUGCUCUGGUAAUGCUGGGAAACACACUGUAUGGAGUCAGUGUCUUGCUGAAAAACCCGGAUCCGGGCCAAGCGGAGGGCAGCUAUGUUAUCCACCACCUCCCUUGGCUGAUCGGCAGUCUGGGAGUCCUCUCUCUAGACAUCGUUAUUUCCUUUCAGUUCCUUGCCUAUCGUCAGAGGAGGCUACCACCGCUCGAGGAACGAGAUGCUCUUCUCGGUAAGGAAGAUGAACCUCUUGACAGCUGAUUGACACCAUCUUAAGGAAAUGGAGAUGCCGGCCUGACAGCAAAGGACUUUUCUCUUCAUCCAGACUUUGGAAAGAGAGCAAAGCAGCUUGGUCUUCUCUUUCUGCAGAAAAGAUCUUUCCUCCAAGGGACAGGCGUUUUUUGGAGUUGGGUCUCACUACCUCUAAAUAGGGAGCGAGGAUGAAUCAAUAAGAUCCAAACUGAGGAACUGAAACUAGUGUGCGUUUAUACUUUUAUAUGAUUUUUCUCAGCUGAAGGGGAAUGUAGCUCCUCUGUGAUCAAAAUGGGGGAAAUGUGAUUAAUUUAAAGGUUUGGAUAAAGGGAAAACACUACAUGUG
Molecule: messenger RNA, 1786 nt
Organism: Rhineura floridana
Lineage: Eukaryota; Metazoa; Chordata; Lepidosauria; Squamata; Rhineuridae
Gene: SLC66A1
Product: solute carrier family 66 member 1
Exons: 7
Coding region: 562-1449 (295 amino acids)
Source: RefSeq, a predicted model, not a curated record